AUGCGGCUUUCAAAUUCAAUGCCGGUGUGCCAACAAAUCCAACUACCCAAUAAUUGCCCCGCUCUCGAAAUACCGACCGGAAUGCUGAAACUACUGGAGAGACCCCCGCCGGCAAUGUGGCACAAGGAGAAACUGGUGAUCAUCAUGGGCGCCACGGGGACGGGGAAAUCCCGCCUGUCCGUCGACCUCGCCACCGAAUUCCACGCCGCCGAGAUCAUCAACUCCGACAAGAUGCAGGUCUACAAGGGGCUCGACGUCGUCACCAACAAGAUCACCGACCGAGAAACCCGCGGCGUUCCCCACCACUUGUUGGGAACCGUCGACCCAAACGCCGAUUUCACUUCCCGAAACUUCUGCGACAAUGCCUCUGCCUCCAUCGAAUCAAUCCUCAUGAAGGGUUCCCUACCGAUCAUCGUCGGCGGCUCCAAUUCCUACAUCGAGGCGCUUGUCGACGACGACGGCGAUGACGAAUUCUGGGGGUUCCGGUCGAAGUACGACUGCUGCUGCCUCUGGCUCGACGUAUCAACCCCGGUCCUGCACGAAUUCGUGUCGAAAAGGGUCGAUUCGAUGGUCGAGAACGGGUUAGUGGAUGAAGUUCGGGGAAUGUUUGAUCCUGAGAAAACAGAGUAUAGGGAGGGGAUUCGGAAAUCGAUUGGGGUUCCAGAGCUGGACAAGUAUUUGAGAGUGGAACGGCGUCAUUUCGGUGUGGAUGGGGAAACCAGAGCGAGGGUUCUUCGGGAAGCGAUCGACGAGAUCAAGAGGAAUACUUGUAAUUUGGCUUCCCGGCAACGAGAGAAGAUCCAACGGCUGAGGAGAGUUAAGGGGUGGAAUAUUCAUCGAAUUGAUGCAACCGAGGUGUUUAGAAAACGAGGGAAGGAAGAAGUAGAUGGGGCGUGGGAGAAGCUGGUGGCAAGACCGAGCUCUUUCCUCGUAAGGAACUUCCUUUACGAGUGUGUUUUGACGUAA
Messenger RNA from Linum trigynum, 966 nucleotides. The record is from the annotation of a GenBank genome assembly. NCBI's taxonomy places the organism in Eukaryota, Viridiplantae, Streptophyta, Magnoliopsida, Malpighiales, Linaceae.